This is a messenger RNA of Xylona heveae TC161, 3386 nucleotides long. RefSeq lists its product as hypothetical. The transcript has a single exon. Gene Ontology annotation, molecular function: S-adenosylmethionine-dependent methyltransferase activity. The record is from RefSeq and is a predicted model, not a curated record. Bases 163 to 2955 code for a protein of 930 amino acids. Lineage: Eukaryota; Fungi; Ascomycota; Xylonomycetes; Xylonales; Xylonaceae.
GUUAAUUGUAUCCGUUGACCGGAUGCAUGUAUAGCUUUAUUUAAUAUUGUCCAGCCUUUGUUAUGGCAGUUUCGUGCCUUGCCUUCUUUGAGUAAACUAAUCGUCUCUUUUUCCUUUUUCUUUUUUUUUUCUAAGUGGAAUCUUGACACGAUCUCUGGAAAGAUGGAGUCUUCACACUUGCCUACAACAACUUACGAAUCACCGCGUCCCGGGCAGGCCCGGCAUCCGCGACUUAAUACAAUAAUAGAAGACGUGUUCCAGUGCGACAUAAGGCCCUUUUUAAGAGAUGGGAAUGGAACACCGAUCGACAAACCAACGCUGAUAAUCUCUCCUCCUUCAAUCGAGUCUGUUCCGACUUUAUGUCAUGGAGGCGUUUUGACUACCUCAAACUCACCUGAAUCCGCAGCCUCGAUAUCUCCCGAGUCACCGUGGAACAACCGAAGACAUGGCAGCAGGUCCACACAGUUUAUGCAGGCUGAACAGCAACAGUCAUUGAACGUGGAUUUGUCAGAAGAUAAGCUUCUUCCAAAGACGGGUUCCCCUGUCUUCAACCCACACAGGAACCGCUAUCCUUCACUCACGAUCCCCACCUGGUCCACUUCUCCGCAUACCAAUGAAUGCCAUAAAUCUUCACCGGUUCCGCCGACACCCCCACCAAAGAUACCAAUGUCACCAGCAGCAUUGUCAUUUCUCUCCCGGGACCUCCCCGCGGCAAAUGCGACUCCAUCUCUCGAUGGUAGCGUGACCUCGGAGCAAAUGGCGAAUCUCAGUGCGCCAGCAACACCCGACUCGACUAUGAAGAUGUCUGAAGUUCAGGAUUGGGGCAUGUCAACACCGAAUUCAACGGCGGGUCAGGGUCGAUCAAAUCAGGAUGGGCUAAGGGAACAGUAUCUGCUCUCACCCGUUGAUUAUCACGCUCGAUUGCCGAGGCGUCACACAGUUGAGGUGCUUUCGGCGGAAGAGGAUAUGCACCCAUUGGAGCAGAUAACAGAGGAAGACUCCGACGUGCACAGCUUAGAGCACCUUUCGCGGGAAAGUCCUAUUGAGCUAUCUCAGGGUCUGACGGACGACAAAUGGGACGAUACGAACAAUGUUCCGGCAGAAAAGGAGCCGGAAAUGGAGCAGGUAUCUGCCAUAGACUUCUACCGAUAUGCACCGAAAACCCCCUCAGCUGCAUCCCGGGCAUCUCUCGGUGCGCUCACUCAAUUGAGCAUCCCUUCCCCACGCGACUUCUUCGCCUCGCUCGAGCCUGGCACACGGCAUACGUGGGCACCCAAGUCUCCCCACCCACCGUCUUCAGCAACAGCCGAGAGAUUCUAUGGCUAUCCGUGGCUGAGAGAGGAGGAAAAGAUGCCUGAGCACAUAGUUGGAUCAGUCGAGCAAAUACGGGAACCCGAGGUGGUUGAGAUUCAAAUGGAGCCCGAGGAGCUGGCCAAACUGACAAGUACCUUGAAAGAGCAACCCUUUCACGACUUUGAUGAGAAUUACGAACGGGGACUUCGUCAACUGGCCUCAGCUAACCUCGACCGGACAAGCAGUUGGCUUGUGGCGCAAACAACAUAUCUUAAUGCUCUUAGAGAAGCACCUGCCCCUGAAGAUGAUGAAAACGUUGCUAAUGAGCACAACUUGCCGUCUGAGUCCGCUCCAAAAGCGACUGAGCCCGUUGUGAAAAAGUCUGUGCGCUUCCAGGAGGACAUUCAGCCCGAGCCUAUGGAGCGCAGACCUUUGCCAAAGAUUCCCGGAGAUUCUCUGUAUUAUCAUGCCUUUCAGCACCUCAUUCGUACCGCUGGGCGGCUCGACGCUUUCACGUACCAGCAGGCCAGGAUCGAAGCACUUCGCGCCGCCCGGAUUAGCCUUCCUUCUGCUUAUCGUGACCAGCUCCUCGGCUUGUAUUAUCUCGUUGACCCUAUCACUCGGCCACUUCUCCGUCGCCCAAUCUCGCUCAUGCCUCCUCCUGGUCACCCGCAGGAAGGCGAUAGCCCAGAGAAAAAGAUUAUAGAGCGCAAAGAGAGAGAAAGCCAGGCUUUGGAUCAGAUCCGGUUUUCUACAUGGAACGUCCAGGCUUUGAAAAUGCUCAACGGUGGCCAUCUUCUUAUGAGCCCCGCCAGGAAGCUGCUUGCUCGGAGCAAGACCACGCCUCAAGCUAAAGACACCCCUAGGAAUAGGGCUAGGGUCUUGGAUCUCGGUGGACAGUCUACAUGCGACUGGGCAUGGCUAUGUGCCCUGGAGUACCGCCAAGUGAAGACAUACACCGUGCUAAGCAAAGAGCAAGCUGGGAACGAGACCUGCCGCAGCCCAUUCAACCAUCGCCGGGUCACUGUUCCCCACUUGUGGAAACUACCAUUUCGAGAUAACUUUUUUGACGUCAUUUCGGCGCGCUCCUUGUACAUGUUUUUGAAGACCGAUCGACCACCAGAACAAAUGGCAGAUGAGUACGAUCUCUGUCUCAAGGAGUGCCUCCGCUGUCUCAAACCGGGUGGUUAUCUCGAGUUUAUGGUGAUGGACUCGGAUAUUAUCCGGGCUGGACCUCGAGCUAUGGCAACAUCGGUGGAGUUUGGAUUUAAUCUCAAGACUCGAGGAUAUGAGUCCACCCCUACUCGAUCCUGGAUUGGCAGAUUGAAGAAUGCGGGAUUCGGUCAGGUCAAACGCGCGUGGCUGUUCCUGCCCCUGGCCGCAGCACCUCCAGCCAACCCUCCUCAGGCGCCGCAAGAUGAGAAAGCAGAUGUCGCAAAUACCGGAAACACUGCUCACGUGGCUGGUCUCACUGGGCUGGUCGGUACUUUGGCAUGGGAAAGAUGGAUGCUUAAGUUGCAUAUGGAAAUGGGGAAGAGCGAGGAGAGAUUACUAGAGGGGAUUAACAGCAUCGUUGCGGAGGGAGAGCAGACGGGAGCAGGAUGGCGGUGCUUGACCGGCUGGGCCAGGAAGCCCACCGGAAAGGCGGCGUUGCGGAAGUGAGUCACGAAGCUUGGAAGGGAUGUGGGUAGUUGCUACAUCGAAUUGGUGUUGUCGUUUUGGGCUGGGAGGAGAGACCGGGAAGAGGAGGGGGGAGAAGUACUAGCAGAUGACGGGAUCGAUUGAGCCUCUUUGAUUGUCGUGCUGCUGCACAUUUUCGAUUGGCUGAGAUGAAAAAGAAUUUCGUUCCCAUUCCGAGGACCGCCGUCCUUUAUUUUGAAAUAUAUGAUGCCCUGUAUAUGCUUUUGCUUGACUUGAUUUUCCCUUGCCCUUUCAUUUUGCCUUUAGACAUGGAUCUUCAGCAUAUGUUGUUGUUGUUGUUAUUGCAUUUACAGUAUAGGAAGGAGAAAGUAUACCCCUGUGAUAGAAGAAGCGCACAAUUAGUACUUUGCUUAUAGUAAGACGCCAUUGUUUAUAAUUAAUCUGAUUGCCUC